AUGGAACUUGCGAAAGAAUUUGUUGAGUUUAUCAAUAAAGCUUGUACCCCAUUCCAUGCGGUUGAGGUUAUUUCCUCGUGGUUGACUGCUGCCGGAUACAAAAGACUCCGAGAAGGCGAGGUAUGGCCUCCUAUUCUGGCGGGCGGUCGAUAUUAUGUUACGAGAAAUGAUAGCAGCCUGGUUGCUUUUUCAGUGGGGGGUAAAUUUGAACCUUCAAACGGCAUAAAGAUUGUGGGGGCUCAUACGGAUUCUCCUAACCUUGCAUUGAAGCCAAGAACAAAAGCUGAUAAAGGGGAAUAUCAGGGUAUCGCGGUCCAGUGCUAUGGUGGCGGGCUUUGGCAUACGUGGUUUGAUAGGGAUUUAACGGUCGCUGGGAGGGUGUUUUUAUCUUCAGCAAAAUUGGAGAAGCGUCUUGUGAAUUUAAAACGACCUAUUGUGCGAAUUCCUUCACUUGCAAUUCACCUUCAAACAGCUAAGGAACGUGAGGUAUUUGCACCAAACAAGGAAAAACACUUGGUUCCCAUUAUUGCAACCGAGGUUUCGGGUGCCUUAAAUGGCGACCAAGACAAACAGCACAGUUUUCAUCUUAUGAAACUACUUGCAGAGGAAUUGGGUUGUUUACCGGAUGAUAUUAUGGAUUACGACCUAAGUGUUAUUGAUACUCAGCCAGCGACGAUUGGUGGGGCGUGUGAUGAGUUUGUUUUUGCGCCACGUCUGGACAAUCUAAUUUCUUGUUUUUGUGGUAUAAAAGCGCUUCUGCAAGCAGACAGGAACCUUGAUAUGGACAAUAUGCUAAGAAUGAUUUGUCUUUUUGAUAACGAAGAAGUUGGGUCUGAAACUUCACAAGGCGCAGGUGGGACCCUGGUCCAAGACUUGAUUGAACAUAUUAUGGCCUCAAAGACGCAUCGGUCCACGCUUGUAGCAAAUUCCUUUUUAAUUUCCGUUGAUGGUGCACACGCUCUACAUCCAAAUUACAAGGACAAACAUGAGGAAAAUCACCGACCUCUACUUCAUCGUGGACCUGUUAUUAAAUAUAACGCAAACAUGCGUUAUGCUACAAAUGGUGCUACCGCUGCAGUUGUGAAGUCAAUUGCGAAAGAAGCCUCAAUUCCCAUGCAGGAAUUUUGUGUACCGAAUGACUCACCAUGUGGCUCAACAAUUGGACCCAUUAUUUCCUCUUUAUCUGGAAUACGAACUGUUGAUAUUGGCAAUCCAAUGCUGAGCAUGCACAGUGUUCGAGAGAUGUGUGGGACAACGGACAUCUCUCACUUGGUGAACUUCAUCGAAGCAUUUUUUACUCGCUAUGCGAAUCAUGCGAUAGAGCCAUGA
This is a messenger RNA of Trypanosoma conorhini, 1329 nucleotides long. RefSeq names its product putative aspartyl aminopeptidase, putative,metallo-peptidase, clan MH, family M20. The coding region runs from base 1 to 1329 and encodes 442 amino acids. Gene Ontology annotation, molecular function: aminopeptidase activity; zinc ion binding. Lineage: Eukaryota; Euglenozoa; Kinetoplastea; Trypanosomatida; Trypanosomatidae. The transcript has a single exon. The record is from RefSeq and is a predicted model, not a curated record. Gene Ontology annotation, biological process: proteolysis.